GCCAACUAUCCCUCAUUUCAUUUCCUGGUUGUCUCAGAUUCUGCUCGUGUCUUAUUACCACAUUUUUGUCAUCAUAUUCUAUUAAAACUUUAUAUUAUAACCAAAAACAGGAAUCUUUGGUACAUUAGAGACAGCACAGAUAGAUUUCUUCUGCGUUGUCCAUUUGACUACAAAUCUUGUCUCAAACACACUUUCUUUAUAGUAAAGUAAUUAAAAUAUAUUCCACCAUAACAUGCAGACACUUAUUCAAAGGCUCUUCAAGACUACAAAUGAGACUACUACUUCUACAAGCAACAAACAAACUGUCAAUAAUAAAAAGGCGAAAUCGAAAGAGAUUGUGUUGUUUGGGAUCUGUCGUGGGAAAAGCAAGAACUUUGAGUUAUUCAAUAGUAUAUUGUGCAGGAAGGAUAUUGGAAAAGAGUAUUUUUACAGCACAAUUCAGUUAAGGGGAGUAGGAAGUUAUCAUAGGAGCCAACAAUUUGAAUAUUGUAUGAAGAUGAAAAAAGAGAACCUUAAAGUCACUCACAAAGCAGAUUCAACAGUAACUGGAAAUCAUGUAGGAAAUAUUACACAAAUUUUGCCAAUUACACAUGAUUCGACAAAUGUUAAUAAAGAUGGUGGAGAAAAGAAAGAAAAAACUAAGGGAGAUAAAGCUAAGAUGAGCAUCUCUAAGAUGAAAGAGUUACUAAGAUGGGCUGCUGCUGCAAAAACUGAUAAGGGAACAAGAUACAUAACCAGAAAGGUAUUCAACUUCAGGAACAGGGCAACAUUGAAAGCAGUUGCAGAUGAUGAUCAACUAAGUAGUGAUUCCCCCAAAAUAAGCUUUAGAUGGGAUGCUGAAAGUUGCUCCACAGCUUACUCAGCUAUGUCAAUGCCUAAUUCAUCAACAACAAAGAAUCAUGAACAAUCCAUUCAAAUCAACUUUGCUUCUGUAAACUCAACUCCAAUUCACAUAGAUCACUGCCCUAAAUUGAACUGGAUUACCACUGAUUCUGAAUUUGUGGUGCUAGAGCUAUGAAGACUAUAAAUCUGGCAUGUGCAGUAAUUGAUGAGUAGCUAGAAAUUUGAUUUUAUCAGAUAUAAUGAUAAGAAUUUUAGAAGGCAGAUUAAUGUAACAUUAAUUCCAAUUAUGUGAAGUUUCUCUAUUCAUCUUCUAACCAAUGUUCUUACUCUUUAAU
This is a messenger RNA of Solanum stenotomum, 1178 nucleotides long. RefSeq lists its product as uncharacterized. The coding region runs from base 233 to 1018 and encodes 261 amino acids. The transcript is spliced from 5 exons. The record is from RefSeq and is a predicted model, not a curated record. Lineage: Eukaryota; Viridiplantae; Streptophyta; Magnoliopsida; Solanales; Solanaceae.